Messenger RNA from Rotaria sp. Silwood1, 1048 nucleotides. NCBI's taxonomy places the organism in Eukaryota, Metazoa, Rotifera, Eurotatoria, Philodinida, Philodinidae. The record is from the annotation of a GenBank genome assembly.
AAAUUACAAGAUGUUGUUAUUUUCUAUUCUCUGAAUACGUCAUUUCAUUUCUGUCUAUGUAUCAUUUUCCCGCAAGAUCAAACUCUGAUACGGGAAAUUUAUAAUGAGAGAUGCGACGAAUAGAUUGCGACAAAUUGACGUGCGAGAAAUUGAUUGUGCGACGAAUUGAUUGCGACGAAUUGGAUGCGACAAAUUGACUUGCGACGAAUUGAUCUAGUACCCAAAUCAAAAUUUAUUAGAAGAGUUAAUACGAUUCAUUGAGUUACCACCUAAGAAGAUUAAAGGUAUUGGCAUUGCCAACAGAGAAAUAUUUAAAAAAGAAAAUGGUCGACAAAUCAGUGGAAGUCAUCGUUAUUUAGGAGUUUUAGAAGCAGAUGGAACAUAUAAUAUUUAUAAAAAAUUUAAAGGUGGUCCACUAGACGGUCAAACUUGGUUAAUUUUACGAGUACAAGAUGAAUCUUAUUGUACGACAAAAUUUAUAUUAGAAUAUACCAAAACAAUGGGUGAUAUGCCGAGAAUUCGAGAUGUAGAAGAUCAUUUUUCCCAUGAAAAGAUUCUUGUCUGUCGUGAUCGCAUCCAAAUUAUUUUCAAUCAUUGUCACGAUGCAGUUAACAUUAUCAAUAAAAAAACUAAUAUUGAUUAUGAUGUUACAAUUUUAUCAUCAACAACCAUACAGCAAGAAAAGGAAAACCCUUCUCUGAAUAAAACAACUAGUACUAACGCAAUACAACCACCAAAACAAAGUCAAUCAUUAUCUGCUGCUGUCUUAUUAGAUGAUAUCAGUGAAAUGAAAUCAUCAAAACGAUUAGCUAAACCAGUUAUUAACAAUACUAUAUCACCACAACCAGUGCUCACACUAGUGGCUAAUGAACCACAACAGGAGUGCAACACAACGAAGUGUGGAACACCGUUGGUAAAUCGAUUAUGUAAACGUAAAAUAACAUCAUCGCCACUUACGGAUGUGAAAAAUAAUCGAAAACCUGCUAAAGCUAAUAGCUGCGGAGGUCCUGCCUCGUCAAUCACGUCAAAAAAUCGUCGACGUCAAUAA